This is a messenger RNA of Amphibalanus amphitrite, 1409 nucleotides long. RefSeq names its product protein jagunal-like. The transcript is spliced from 6 exons. Gene Ontology annotation, cellular component: endoplasmic reticulum membrane. The record is from RefSeq and is a predicted model, not a curated record. Lineage: Eukaryota; Metazoa; Arthropoda; Thecostraca; Balanomorpha; Balanidae. The coding region runs from base 296 to 880 and encodes 194 amino acids. Gene Ontology annotation, biological process: vesicle-mediated transport; endoplasmic reticulum organization.
AAUUUGAGCAAGGCCCUUUUUGGGAAGCUGUUUAUUUUCGAAUUUCGAUUGUUUGUGUUAAAUUUUGUUAUUUACUUGUAAAAAAUAACUUUAAGAUAAUGGAAUUUCAGUCAAAGCCUAUUGGGCUACAUCUGGCCAGCAUGAGCACUUGCCAAUGCCAUUGAUUUCAUUCACAUUCUUCAUUCACACUUUUACUACCUAUCAAUCUGAAAGUUGCUGAGCAAGCGAGUGGAACUUGGAUCUUGGGAUUUAUUGUAUUUACAUAAUUGGUUGAUUUCACAUUAAUGAGAUCAACAUGGAAGCAUUGAAUGGCCCACCCAUCGUAGCUACUGAUGGCCGAGACUUCAUCCAUCGCCAGCGAGUGGCAAGGCAGUAUCAGAUCAGUGCCCGGACAAAAUGGAGGCUCAAAUUCUGUGUGGCAAUGCAUUUUUUGUUGUUUCUCAUAAUGAUACUCAAACUGUCAUCAGAUAUUCUGGAUAAGCUAGACAUUUUCAUUUUGGAGAUCGAGGAACUCGAGAUUCCUCCGCCUGUCAAAUGGGAGUACAUAUGGAGCUUCAGCGUUUUAUAUUCUUUGUGUGCACUUUCUGCUUGCAAGACAAAUAGUGUUUUUUAUCUACAGAUCUACAUAGGAGGUAUUGCCACGCUGGGCCUGGGGCCGGCGCUGGGUGCGCUCUGCUACUACCUGCCCGACGCGUACCGGUUCGUGUCAGCUGAGACACCCGAGGAGGCGGCUGAUGUCCCUAUGUGGCAGGGUCUUCCGUACAGCAUCAUCAACCUGGCCUUCCUGCUGCCCGUACUGCAAGUCCACGGGUUCGCUCUCUUCUUCAGCGGCCGGCUUCUGUCGGCUUGGAAGGCUCGCGGUACUAAAAAGACCCAGUGAGGCCCAGUGGGUCUAACUAGCGGCCCCGAGGAAUCUCCAGACCCGGCGGCGGGCUGCCGCCCCUCCCCUUCACUGCCACCCAGUGUGCCUUGCUGUUGUUGCGGUGGAGUGCGAGCUUCACGGGUGCUGUUCUGACGCGUUGUUAUCACCCACGCUGCUGGUUGCCUCCGUGUGUCUGUGUGUACGCUUUCAGCGUCUCUGUUACGCUAAGUUGAAAACGUGUGGUUUUGCGCUAGUGUGGAACACAUGAGUUCAGUUUAGCAGGACAGAGCUGCCAAACGGGCCUGGUGCCAUGUCGACUGGGGCUGGUCCCCUAAUGACGCUCCCUACUCGAGUUUCCUAGUCACGUGAGCGGUGCGGGCGUCUCCCCCAGGGAGGCCGGUGCUCCCGCCCCUCCUCAACCCACCGAAGGUCGGGGCGUCGAGUCCCUUUACGCGGGACUGAGACGUCGGGACAGUUUUCGAAUGCUCCCUGUUGAAUACCGUGCAUGAUGCCUCAGAGUGUCGAACAAACAAACCAAAGUUGUGCA